Molecule: messenger RNA, 2009 nt
Organism: Humulus lupulus (European hop)
Lineage: Eukaryota; Viridiplantae; Streptophyta; Magnoliopsida; Rosales; Cannabaceae
Product: ATP sulfurylase 2-like
Exons: 2
Coding region: 320-1756 (478 amino acids)
Biological process (GO): sulfate assimilation
Molecular function (GO): adenylylsulfate kinase activity; sulfate adenylyltransferase (ATP) activity
Source: RefSeq, a predicted model, not a curated record
CAUGAUAUUAAUAAUUUAAUAUAACUGUUACAAGCCACAACAUAAACAUAUAUAAAGAUAUGUGUAUAGAUGUUACUUCAUAUCGAAUUUUAUAUAUUUCCCUCUAAAAACUCAAUGAAAGUGAAAAUAAAGCCACAUAGGGUAGCAAAUGUGUGGAUGUGUUUGGAUCCAGGGUUUGAGGACUCAGUCUCAGCCUCACCCUCCGUUGUUUCAUGGUAGAGGUCCUCCUCCUCAAUUAUCUCAAUUCUACCGGAUCUCUCUACUCGGUCCUUCUCCACCAAAAUAAAUCUAUUCCCCAAAGACCCGUAUAUCAUCGACCAUGUCUCUCACCAUUAAGCUUCAUGUCACUACCUCUCACUCUCACUCUCAUCGUCUCAACCACCUAACAAAGUUCACUUCAUAUAGCCCCAACAUUCGAUCGAAAUCAAUUUACCAUUCCGACCCAUUAGUCUCUAUCGUCUAUAACACCAAACCCAGAAUGCAUUCUCCGUCACAGCCAGUAGUUCAUCAGGCUCCUGCGAUCAAAAGCUCUCUUAUUGAACCCGAUGGCGGGGAGCUUGUAAACCUUGUGGUUCCGGAGAGUGAACGGGCUUCGAGGGUCUCAGAAGCCCAGGCUCUACCCAAGGUGAGUCUGAAUAAGAUUGAUCUCGAAUGGGUUCAUGUGAUCAGCGAAGGAUGGGCUAGCCCAUUGAAGGGGUUCAUGAGGGAAGAUGAGUAUUUGCAAAGCUUGCACUUCAAUUCACUCAGAACGAAAGAUGGGUCUGUGGUAAACAUGUCGCUGCCUAUUGUGUUGGCCAUUGAUGACGAGACCAAGGAGCGAAUCGGGUCUUCGACUAAUGUGGGGUUGGUAGGUCCUAACAGAGAUUUGAUUGCGAUACUUCGAAGCAUUGAAAUAUACAAACAUAACAAAGAAGAAAGAAUAGCAAGAACCUGGGGGACCACAGUUUCGGGAUUGCCAUAUGUUGAGGAGACUAUUACUAACGCUGGAAAUUGGCUUAUUGGUGGAGAUUUGGAAGUGUUGGAGCCCAUAAAAUACAACGACGGCCUUGAUCACUACAGGCUCUCUCCCCAACAACUCCGGGAAGAAUUCGAUAGCCGCAAGGCUGAUGCAGUGUUUGCUUUUCAGUUAAGGAAUCCUGUUCACAAUGGACAUGCUCUGUUAAUGAAUGACACACGCAGAAGCCUUAUAGAAAUGGGCUACAAGAACCCAAUCUUAUUGCUUCAUCCUUUGGGAGGUUUCACAAAGGUUGAUGAUGUGCCCCUGGAUGUUCGGAUGGAGCAACAUAGCAAGGUACUGGAAGAUGGAAUUCUUGAUCCUAAAACGACAAUCGUGGCUAUAUUUCCAUCUCCCAUGCAUUAUGCAGGUCCCACUGAAGUCCAAUGGCAUGCAAAGGCAAGAAUAAAUGCUGGUGCAAAUUUUUACAUCGUGGGUCGGGAUCCUGCUGGUAUGGGUCACCCGACAGAGAACAGAGAUUUAUAUGAUCCUGAUCAUGGAAAAAAGGUCCUAAGCAUGGCUCCUGGACUUGAGAAGCUAAAUAUCUUGCCAUUCAGAGUUGCAGCAUACGACACCGUGCAUAAGAAGAUGGCGUUUUUUGAUCCUUCACGUGCUAAUAAAAAUGAAUUUCUGUUCAUCUCCGGAACCAAGAUGCGGAACUAUGCCAAGACUGGCGAGAACCCACCGGAGGGUUUCAUGUCCUCUGGGGGAUGGAAGGUCCUCGUCAACUAUUACCAGAGCUUGCAAACAGAAGAGUAUUGAGAGUACUAUUAGGAGAUUCAGCUCUUAUAAAUGUGGAGAGAGUCUAAAUCGGUUAAUUGAAGCAAUCAUAAGCAGAGGUUUUGUACAAAGCCAGAUUAUUGUAACUGAUGAGCAAGUACAAGGGUCUUGUAUUAUUCUCUUUUAUUUUCUCUCAUUUAUACUAAGAAAGAAAAUGUUAUAAUAUAAAUCCAAACAGUCUUAGUUAUUUCACAAAAUCUUGUCUCUAUUUUUCUUGAUGAAAGUUUGAACUUCC